UGCACAUACUUACUGGUCGGCGCCUCCGUCGUCGUCGUCCGCGAGGAGCGCGGCCUCCAUGCGCUCCGCUUCGGCGAGCUUGCGCUCGGCCUCGGCCAGCAAGUCGCAGACCGCCGUCGCGCGCGCGUCGAAGCCGUCGAUCUGAGUCCGCUCCCGUCGAAUUUCCUCGCCCAACAACUCCGCGUCGACGUCGGGGUAGCGCUCUUCUUGUGGUGCUGGCGGCGCCGGCGGGACCACAGCGACGGCCGCGACCGGCGCGACGUCCGCGACGACGACCGCGUUGAUCGGUGCGGCGCCGCCGACGGCGCGCGCGACGACGGGCUCCUCGUCCCUUUGGACUGCUUGCGCGGGCGCCUCCUGCGAGUUGUCCGCUUGUGCGGGCGCCUGCCGCUCGUCAGAGGCGGCCGCCUGGGCCUGCUGGUGCGCGCGCCGCCGUCGCUCGCGGUCCGCGCGGCGCUGCUCCCGCAGCUUCGCGAUGCGCUCCGUGUCUUCCUCGGGCGGCGCGUCCAUCGUACCUAAUGGUGGGGCAGCCUUUUACGAACCAGUGCC
Messenger RNA from Pelagomonas calceolata, 549 nucleotides. Lineage: Eukaryota; Pelagophyceae; Pelagomonadales; Pelagomonadaceae. The record is from the annotation of a GenBank genome assembly.